Messenger RNA from Populus trichocarpa (black cottonwood), 1132 nucleotides. RefSeq lists its product as uncharacterized. Gene Ontology annotation, molecular function: phenylpyruvate tautomerase activity. The record is from RefSeq and is a predicted model, not a curated record. Lineage: Eukaryota; Viridiplantae; Streptophyta; Magnoliopsida; Malpighiales; Salicaceae. The transcript is spliced from 2 exons. The coding region runs from base 571 to 909 and encodes 112 amino acids.
AAAGAUGCUGCACAUAUUAUAAUGGGCUAAAUUAUAUCAACUGGGAGGGGAAAAAAAAAAAAAACCCAAUACUGUGGUGGUUGGAAGCAACCUCGAAGUCCGAUUUGUUUGAUUUAAAAGGUUGGAAUCGUUCAAGUUUUUCAUCAGAGACUGAUCACACAAUAACAUAAAAUAAGUCUAGUUUUCUAAUACAUAAGCUGUAGUUAGACUUGAUCCUGUAACCUGAUCGAUUCAUGGUCCAUUCCUUGAUCUUGUACAGCACAACUUUUUUGCCUUCGGGUGGUCCAGGUCCUGCCAUCCUCUUGCAUAUAUCCUUGCCAAUCCAGCUCAAGCUAUGUGCUUCCAGACAGUGAAAUAAGGGUAGGGGCAAGUGUGGGAUUUCUUGAUUUUGAAACUCUUCCUUCCUCAAUUAUAUAAGGAGGGUUUAAGCAUCAGAUUUUGAAGCAACAAGUGUGGAUUUCCUAGCCCCUGAUCUUUUUGGUGACAGAACUUUUCUCUCACGCAUAUUUGUUCUCUUACAAAGAAGAAGAAGCAAGAAGGGCUGAGAUACAAAGAUCAGAUUCAGAUAAGAUGCCUUGCCUUUAUAUCUCCACCAAUGUCAACCUUGAUGAUGUUGACAAGGAUCCCAUCUUUUCCGAGGCCACAAAAGCUGUUGCUUCCAUCAUCGGAAGACCUGAACAUCUUGUGAUGGUCAUACUUAAAGGAACCUUGGGCAUAUCAUUCAAUGGAAACAAGGAACCAGCUGCAUACGCAGAGAUAGUGUCGAUGGGUGGGAUUACCAAACAAGUUAAGAGGAAUCUGAUCGCUACCCUUGGAACAAUUCUUGAGGCAAAGUUAUCCAUCCCCAGGGCACGAUUCUUCCUCAAAGUUUAUGAUACAACAGCUGCUGGCAACUGCUCCAAGUUGUAACUUCUGAUAGGAUGAUGGCCAUAGAGUUUCAUCCUAACUAUCUGGGUUUUCAAUUUCUGUUUCGUUUUAUGUCUGCUUAUUUUUAAAUUGUCAGAGGUCAUCCUGUCAGCAAAAAAGAAAAGCAAAAAAAGAUUUAAAUGUUCAAGAAGACCUACUUGAAUGUGAUUAUGCACUAUUGAAUUUCCACUAAAUUGAAGCAAAUAAAAAAGGGCAUUGUAAUUUA